Messenger RNA from Naumovozyma castellii, 2340 nucleotides. It is a transcript of the gene CSC1, whose product is annotated as Csc1p. The transcript has a single exon. The coding region runs from base 1 to 2340 and encodes 779 amino acids. The record is from RefSeq and is a predicted model, not a curated record. Lineage: Eukaryota; Fungi; Ascomycota; Saccharomycetes; Saccharomycetales; Saccharomycetaceae.
AUGAUGGAACAUUUCCGGAAUAUAAAUCUGUACCUACAGAAGGCGAAUGCUGAGCUGAGCUUCGGUGAUGAUGAUUCGCAUGAUUUCAGGAAACCUACAGCAAUGGUGGUAACAACACAACUUACCAUUGCUACGUUACUCGGACUAUUUGCGUUGUUAUCAUUUUCUAUACUUCUUAAGAAGAUGCCAAAGUUAUAUGCCAGUAGAAAAUAUAAAGACGGUGGAAGUCUUGGGUUGCCAUCGUGGAAUGAAAACCUGCUGUUUGGCUGGUUAACUAAAUUAUAUGAGAUCAAUGAUAAGCAGGUAUUAGAGUAUGCUGGGCUGGAUGCGUUUGUGUUCUUAGGAUUUUUCAAGAUGUGUAUUAAGCUAUUGGCCUCGUACUGCUUUUUCUCCAUCUGCAUAAUCUCGCCGAUUCGAUAUCAUUUUACAGGGGAAUAUGAUGAUGGAUCUGAUAAUAAUAAAUUUGGACUCAUGAAAAGGUACCUCAAAGUUAGUCAGGAUAUGCCAAUUGAGGCACCAGAGAGGGCUAAUUUAUAUUUGUGGAUGUAUGUGAUAUUUACAUACUUUUUCACUUUCCUUGCAAUUCAUAUGCUAUUAACUCAAACUAAAUUGACUGUGAGUACUAGACAGUCAUAUCUAGGAAGGCAAAACACUAUAACAGAUAGAACUAUUAGAUUGUCAGGGAUCCCUAUUGAGCUACGUGACAUGCAAGCUCUGAAAAAUAGAAUUGAACAAUUGAAGAUCGGGACGGUCUCUUCAAUUACCAUUUGUAGGGAGUGGGGUCCCUUAAAUAAUUUAUUCCAUUACAGAGAAAAGGUUUUAAAAUUGUUAGAAUUGAAAUAUUCAGAAUGCCCACCUCACUUACGCUCUCGUGAAUCGUACCCUGAAACCUAUCACUUGGGGAGAGAUGAUGAAACACCGACCACCCUCCCAGAUGUUAGUAAUGCUGAACCUGGUGACGAAGAAGAUAAUACUUUGUAUGCAGAGGUAAGUUUGAAAGAGAGACCAACCAUGAAGGUGGGGUUGUUUGGAUUGUUUGGAGAGAAGAUCGACGCCAUUGAUCAUUUGGAAAGUCAAUUAAAGUUCAUAGAUCAGGAGAUAAACGAUGCAAGAAAAAAGCAUUAUUCAGCAACCCCAACGGCAUUCGUUACCAUGGACUCCGUGGCGAAUGCACAAAUGGCAGCACAAGCUGUUUUAGAUCCUCGUGUUCACUAUUUUAUUACCAGAUUGGCACCUGCUCCUCAUGACAUAAAGUGGGAUAAUGUUUGUUUGUCAAGAAAGGAUAGAUUGACCAAGAUCUACUCUGUAACUGUAUUUAUUGGUCUAUCCAGUAUAUUUUUGAUUAUUCCUGUCUCCUAUUUAGCUACCUUAUUGAACUUGAAGUCUAUUUCUAGGUUUUGGCCAAGUUUGGGUAAGAUUUUAAAGGAACAUCGUUGGGCAGAGAAUCUUGUAACAGGAUUAUUACCAACAUAUAUUUUCACACUGUUAAACGUUGGAAUUCCAUAUUUCUACGAAUAUCUAACGUCUCUACAAGGGUUGGUAUCUUAUAGUGAAGAGGAAAUUUCAUUAGUCUCCAAGAACUUUUUUUAUAUUUUCGUCAACUUGUUCCUGGUCUUUACAUUGGCAGGGACUGCUUCUAACUAUUGGGGUUAUUUAAGUGAUACUACGAAAAUUGCAUAUCAAUUGGCUACAUCCGUGAAAGAAUUUUCAUUAUUUUAUGUGGAUUUGAUUAUAUUACAAGGUAUAGGUAUGUUUCCCUUCAAAUUGUUAUUGGCUGGUAGUCUAAUUGGAUUCCCCUUAGUGAAGAUUCAAGCUAAGACCCCAAGACAAAGGAAGGAACUUUAUAACCCACCAAUUUUCAAUUUUGGAUUACAAUUACCUCAACCAAUAUUGAUACUGAUCAUCACUUUGUUAUACAGUGUAAUGAGUACUAGAAUUCUUGUAUCAGGAUUGGCCUAUUUUAUAAUUGGAUUUUAUGUUUACAAGUAUCAACUAAUUUAUGCUACGGAUCAUCUACCUCAUUCCACGGGGAAAGUGUGGCCGUUGAUAUUUAGGAGAGUCAUAUUAGGAAUUUUAUUAUUCCAAUUAACGAUGACAGGUACUCUUGCAGGGUUCGAUGGUGGAUGGAUUUUAUCAUCAUGGUUGUUCCCUCUGCCAUUUAUUACUUUGAGUUAUUGGUGGGAUUUUGAAAAGAAUUACCUACCAUUGUCGCAUUAUAUUGCGUUAAGUUCUAUUCGUGAACAUGAGAGAGAUAAUUCAUUGGUUUGCUCCCCGGUGGAAACUGAAUCUUAUGAAUAUCCUUAUUUGGUGGAUGGACUUGAGUCUCCUCAAAUGAGCUAA